Hevea brasiliensis (rubber tree) is the source of this 1689-nucleotide messenger RNA. RefSeq lists its product as uncharacterized. NCBI's taxonomy places the organism in Eukaryota, Viridiplantae, Streptophyta, Magnoliopsida, Malpighiales, Euphorbiaceae. The transcript has 4 exons. The coding region runs from base 421 to 1461 and encodes 346 amino acids. The record is from RefSeq and is a predicted model, not a curated record.
AUGGCUCCAAGGGGAAACUCCCUAGCGUUUAAUUCAUCAAAUUAUAGAAUAGAAACCAUAAAAAUGUGAAAAAAAAUCAAUGACACUGGCCUUUUUAAGAAAGACUUAAAAAUGUAAUAAAUUAUUAUUUUUUAUGAAUUAAAUUUUACAUUGAAUUUUCUCAAAUUGAUCGCUUAUUGUAUUAUUUUACGUAUUUAUAAAAAUUGGAGGGGGAAUUGGGAGCAAAUCGGACGGCUGAGAUUUCUUGUUUUUGAGUUGGCGGAGUGAUGAUCGGACUAAAAAUUAAUGACUCCUUAUCUACAAUAAAUCAAUUUCGCACUUUAGUUACUCUCUCUUGGUCAAAGAUGCGUUCCCGUCCCAUCCUUUGCUGAUUUACUGGAUAAACGGCGCCGUGUGGUACGAAAAACGAGGUGUCGUUUAAUGAGAAAUAACUCCCAAUCUCAGCGCAGUGCUUUUGCUUCCCCUCUCAAGACUUUUUGUUGUUUAGUAAAGUGCCUUUCAGCCUCUGACGGGGAAGAAAGGAGAGAGAGAGAGAGAGAGAGAGAGAGGGAGACGAGAACUAAACUAAUGAACGACCUCUACAAUGCGGGGGUGAGAGAGCAGAAUAACGAGAGCUGCUAUCCAAUACCCAGAAUAGCAAUCUGCAUUCUAGUGCCUUUGUUCGUGACUGGGCUUUCGGUUUCUGUUUUUAUAUUGAUUGUUGUCCACAAUCCCGUCUUUUUUCUUUCUUUCAUCUUGCUAUCUGCUUUGGUUUUAUCUCUCAUAACUUGGAACAGACAUAAUUGGAGGCAUAAGUAUGCUAUUUUUCGCUUUCUUCGCUCAUUCCCUGAUUCUGAGCUUGCUUCUGCACGUGAGGGACAGCUUGUUAAGAUCACUGGGGUUGUGUCAUGUGGGAGUGUUUCCUUGGAAUCUUCAUAUGAAAGGACCACCAGAUGUAUCUAUGCAUCUACACUUUUGUAUGAACAUGGAGGAUUUGGACCAAAGCCAAAUGAUGCUAAUACAUCAUGCUUCCAGUGGAAUUUAACAUAUUGUGAGAGGUUUUCAACCGACUUCUAUAUAACUGAUCAGAAGUCUGGUAUCAGAGCUAUGGUGAAAGCUGGUCCCGGUUGUAAAGUUGUGCCUCUGAUUGUUGAGAGCAAACUAGUGAGUACUACAAGACAUUGCAGAAUUCUAUCUCCUCACUUGAGGAAAUGGUUGCAAGAGAGAAACCUGUCAGUUGAAGCCCGUCUACUGCAGUUGGAAGAAGGGUACAUACAAGAAGGCAGCAUUGUAACUGUCAUUGGGGUGCUGCAUAAAAAUAACGAAAUUGUGAUGAUUGUUCAACCAGAAGAGCUUCUCUCUACGGGAUGCCUUUGGGAAAGGCUUCUUUUCCCCAUUGAUGUUGAUGGACUAGUAGUAGGAGUCUCCAGUGUACCUGGCCGCAUCAUGAACCCAGAUAACAGGCAAAGCAUUGAACAAUAAUGCCUAACUUAUUAGAAAAAUAGGGAAAUGUAGGAUGUUAGAGAUUCUGGUUGACAAAUUGAUUUCUUUGAGAAAUUUACCCUAUCAUGUUGCACAUGCACCUGUGCACUCAAUUUUGAUUUUAGUUCUUUUUAAUUAUCCAUGUAAUUAUCAAUUGUAAGAAACAAGUGUUUCAAACUUCAUAUACAACUAGUAAGUCCUCAAUACUAGGAUUCAUGUCUUGACCCA